UCCUGGACUAGAUUUGCAAGGGGAGAGCAGCGGCGUCGUGUCUCCCUGAUCGGGGCCCCAGGAGAUCAAGUUUUGUCUUACCAAUGGACUAUAAAAAUGUACCUGAGAACAUCAAAGUCAAUAUUCCAAGCUCAAAUGCCUCUCUGCCACCCUCCACAUCUGACACUAACUCCUUAGGGCCACAGAGUGGGGCCACUUUGGGGAGACCUGCAGCAGCCAACGCGGCCCGAGAGCGUAGCCGAGUGCAGACCCUACGACAUGCCUUCUUGGAGUUACAGAGAACUCUGCCCUCUGUACCACCUGACACUAAGCUCUCCAAGUUAGAUGUACUGCUUCUAGCCACCACCUACAUUGCCCAUCUCACCCGCAGCUUGCAGGAUGAAGAAGAAUUACCUGGCAAGGGCUUGGGAACCUUGAGAGGGGAUGGCUACCUACAUCCUGUUAAGAAAUGGCCAAUGAGAUCACGCCUAUAUAUUGGAGCAUCAGGACAAUUUUUGAAUCCCUCAGUGCAAGCAGAAAAUGUAACUCAAGGAGAAACCUCAACAAAUUCUCAAAUGUAAUCCUGUUUUUUUUUCUUAAAUGCUGUUAUAUUUAUUAUUCCAGAUAUAUUUAAAUUGAGUCUUCCAAUAUCUGUGAUAUUUCUUCCAAUUGACCGGCAUCCUUAAAUGGUAGGCUUGAAAUUCAGCCUGUUAAUUCAGAUUGCUUUCUUCACAGCCUAGGACAACACAUCAGUUGUGCAGUGUAAUUCAUUUAUUUCUUAUGUAGCUACUAUUUCUCAAAAGGCAAAAUAUACUUUUCAUUGUGUGAAUGUUGCUACUAUUGAAAUCUGUAAGAUACCAGCUCAUGUGUCAUCUUGUUUAUGAAAACAUAUCCUUUUCUGUGUGAAGAAAUGGCUGAAUAUAAUGUAGUGGAUAAUUUACAGGCAUUCUGCGACCUUUGUUGAUAAUUUAUGAAAUGUGAAUUGUUGUACCCCAAUUCUGAAGAAAUUAAAUAAGAUAACCAAAUAGUUGAUUUUUAAGCUAAUGUUUAAAAGCUGAGCUGCUCAGUUACCUUGAACUUUGAAAUGGGCAAAAAUAAAUUUGACAAAUAAAAAAAAACAAUGCAUCUAAGUUUGGAGACUUUUAACUGACAAGAGCUCUGCAGAACUAUUUCAAGUAUUCCAGUGAUCCAUGUCAUAUACUCAAAUAUAUCUAUUCAUAAUUUCCCAGAAUUCACAGAAUUAUGAUAGAUGACAUAAGGCACAGGUUCUCACACAGGUUGUCCUCCGCAUUUGUCAUGUUCAAAGGUAAUAUUAAGGUACCUGGUGUUUUGAAGAAUUAAUCCAAGAAAUAACAUUGCAAAACUGGAUGUAUGAAUUUUAGACAUGAAAUUCUGUUAUAGAGUAAAACAAAACAAAAAAUUGCUUUGAAGAAUAAGUUACAGCUUUUACACUUUCUUAAAAAUAUAUCCAAAAUUCUUUUUACAGCAUAUUGUUAUUUUUCAUAAAUGUUUGAUCAUUUUAUUUAUACUGUAUAUGUAUAGUCACUUCUUAAUUUACAACAAUUCAUACAUCUAAUGAAAUUGAUCCUGAAAAAUGUAUGCCCUAUCUUUCUAUCAGUUUGUAGGGGUGCCUGAAGAUUCUUUGCUCUUGCUAUUACAAAUAAAGACAGCUCUCCCACUGGAAAUCUUACAUGCUUUUUUAGAUAAAAUUGUUUAAUUUUCUCUGCUGAAAUGUUUGUAUGUUAACUAGCUAAAGCAG
Notechis scutatus (mainland tiger snake) is the source of this 1738-nucleotide messenger RNA. It is a transcript of the gene TCF24, whose product is annotated as transcription factor 24. Gene Ontology annotation, biological process: regulation of transcription by RNA polymerase II; developmental process. Gene Ontology annotation, molecular function: RNA polymerase II transcription regulatory region sequence-specific DNA binding; protein dimerization activity; DNA-binding transcription factor activity, RNA polymerase II-specific. Lineage: Eukaryota; Metazoa; Chordata; Lepidosauria; Squamata; Elapidae. The record is from RefSeq and is a predicted model, not a curated record.